AUGGGGGAGAACCCCGGAAGUGGGAGCCAGUAUGUCGCAGUAGGUGAAUCGGCUUCCCCGAAGGCAACAAAUCAUAUGAGGAAAGUUUCAGUUUUACCUCUUGUGUUUCUCAUCUUCUAUGAGGUAUCAAGAGGGCCUUUUGGUGUUGAGGAUACUGUGAAAGCAGCUGGUCCUUUGUUAGCUUUACUUGGAUUUUUGGUUUUUCCGUUUAUAUGGAGUGUUCCGGAAGCUUUGAUAACGGCUGAAAUGGGUACCAUGUUCCCUGAAAAUAGUGGUUAUGUUGUUUGGGUUUCGACUGCUUUGGGUCCGUUUUGGGGGUUUCAGCAGGGUUGGAUGAAGUGGCUUAGUGGCGUGAUUGACAAUGCUUUGUAUCCUGUUUUGUUUCUUGAUUAUCUUAAGGAUUUGCUGAUAAGAUCGCUAUCUGGAUCUCCUUCCAAUUUCCAAGUUUACACUGCUUUAUUGAAACCUCAUGAGAGAAUUAUGGCACUCGAUCUUCCCCAUGGUGGGCAUCUUUCACAUGGAUAUCAGUGCUGUGCUUGGCUUGAAACCAUAGGUCUUAUUGCUGGGAUAGGGACUCAGGCGUAUGCAGGAUCACAAACAUUGCAGAGUAUAAUCCUACUCUCGACAGGCACGAAUAAAGGCGGAGGGUACUUUGCCCCGAAAUGGCUAUUCUUAUGUAUGUACAUUGGCCUCACUGUUAUUUGGGCAGCAUUGAACACAUUUGCGUUAGAAGUUAUCGCCUUCAUCGAUAUAAUUUCAAUAUGGUGGCAGGUUAUUGGUGGAGCAGUGAUAGUUAUAAUGUUACCUCUAGUGGCACUAACUACACAAUCAGGUUCAUAUGUAUUCACAAACUUUGAAUUAGCACCUAAUACAACAGGAAUAUCAAGCAAACCGUAUGCGGUGAUUCUAUCGUUUCUUGUGAGCCAAUAUUCCCUCUAUGGAUACGAUGCUGCAGCGCAUCUAACCGAAGAAACUAAAGGCGCAGACAAGAACGGACCUAUUGCAAUACUAGGUAGUCUUGCCAUCAUUUCAGUAUUUGGUUGGGCUUAUAUCUUGGCACUCACAUUCAGCAUUCAGGAUUUCGCUUAUCUUUAUGAUCCAAACAAUGAGACUGCUGGAGCAUUUGUGCCAGCACAGAUAUUGUAUGAUGCAUUCCAUGGAAGAUAUCACAAUUCUGCAGGAGCAAUAGUUCUACUAUUUAUAAUUUGGGGUUCUUUCUUCUUUGGUGGACUUUCAAUCACCACAAGCGCUGCCAGAGUCGUUUAUGCACUGUCAAGAGAUAAGGGAGUGCCGUUUUCGUUCCUAUGGCGAAAAUUGCAUCCAAAGCACAAGGUUCCUACAAAUGCUGUAUGGCUAUGUGCAGCAAUAUGCAUUCUUCUUGGUCUACCAAUAUUGAAGGUGAAUGUGGUAUUUACUGCAAUAACUUCAAUAUGCACAAUUGGUUGGGUUGGUGGUUAUGCAGUUCCAAUAUUUGCAAGAAUGGUAAUGCCUGAGAAGAAUUUCAAGGCUGGACCAUUUUAUUUGGGAAAGGCAAGAAGACCAAUUUAUUACAUUGCAAUCCACACAAUGUGUGUUCUUCGUAUUUAUGAUACAACAAAAUGCAGAGAUCUUUCAUAUGGGGAUACAAUGAAUGUGCCAAACAACUUCAUACAAUCCACUGGAAGAAGAUCACUUGUGCUAAGAAUCAGGGAGGAGAAGAAAGCUCUGAAGGAAGAAAAAUUGAAGCAAGAGGAGAAAUACACAUGGGCUAUUGUCGACGGUGUUAAAGAGAAGGACAAUGAAUUCUUACAUGAUGUCUUUGGUUUCACACCCAAGAAAAAGCUUAACAAUGGUGAGCACAGAAUGUCUGGUGGUGAAAAGAGGAUGUUCAAGUCACCAAAUUCUGUUUUGAACAAGGCUAGGACCCAAUUACUUAACAAGCAGCGGGUAUUAUCGGAGGGCAGGAACUUCGGGCAUUAUUCAGUCAGUAUGGGAGAUGAUGAGACAUGA
Vicia faba (fava bean) is the source of this 1989-nucleotide messenger RNA. NCBI's taxonomy places the organism in Eukaryota, Viridiplantae, Streptophyta, Magnoliopsida, Fabales, Fabaceae. The record is from the annotation of a GenBank genome assembly.